Ochlerotatus camptorhynchus is the source of this 2260-nucleotide messenger RNA. Its product is annotated as protein MTO1 homolog, mitochondrial. Lineage: Eukaryota; Metazoa; Arthropoda; Insecta; Diptera; Culicidae. The transcript is spliced from 5 exons. Bases 37 to 2043 code for a protein of 668 amino acids. Gene Ontology annotation, molecular function: flavin adenine dinucleotide binding. Gene Ontology annotation, biological process: mitochondrial tRNA wobble uridine modification; tRNA methylation. The record is from RefSeq and is a predicted model, not a curated record. Gene Ontology annotation, cellular component: mitochondrion; cytosol.
UAUGCCAUCAUUAGUUCGCUGAUACAUUAAUUGAAAAUGUGGCUUAAAGUUCCUUCAAUUAUCAGAUUAAGCAAACGAUUUCCGUUGAAUACCAACCUAAUCAAUCGUUACUGCACCUUAUCCGGUGGCGGUGAUGAUCAGCCACCGCUGUACGACGUGGUCGUCGUCGGUGGCGGUCAUGCCGGUACGGAGGCAUGCUCGGCUGCGGCACGGAUGGGAGCUCGCACGUUGUUGAUUACCCACAAACGGGAAACGAUAGGGGAGAUGUCCUGCAAUCCUUCGUUCGGUGGAAUAGGGAAGGGACAUCUGAUGAGGGAGGUCGAUGCACUGGAUGGUGUCUGUGGACGAUGUUGUGACAACAGUGGCGUUCAGUAUAAGGUGCUGAAUAAGCGGAGGGGACCGGCGGUGUGGGGUCCUCGGGCACAGAUUGAUAGGAAGCUGUACAAGGCGGAGGUUCAGAGGGAGUUGGAAUCAGCUCGAAACCUUGAGAUUGUGGAAGCUUCCGUAGAGGAUAUCAUUCUUGAAGGGAGUGGUGAUACAUCCAAGAGCAAAAUUAAAGGAAUCAGUUUGAAGAAUGGAAGUGUUGUUUGGACUAAAUCGUUGGUAAUCACAACGGGCACGUUCCUUCGAGGUCAAAUCAACAUCGGGUUGAAGACGAUACCUGCGGGACGAAUCGGAGAUGAACCUGCAAUUGGACUGGCGAAAAGCCUUGAAGAUUUGGGCUUCCGAAUGUCCCGUCUGAAAACGGGAACUCCACCUCGAAUCAAGGCGUCUUCAAUCGAUUUUAACAUACUGGAACGCCAUCCAGGUGAUAAUCCACCGGUACCGUUUUCGUUUAUGAAUGAUCGCGUGUGGUUGAACAAAGAGGAUCAGCUGGACUGCUUCCUAACGCACACUAGUCAGGAUGUAAACGAAAUAGUCACGCGGAAUUUACACUGCAAUCGCCAUGUUACUGAGGAGUUGACUGGGCCACGGUAUUGUCCCUCGAUCGAAUCGAAAGUUCUUCGAUUCGGUGGAAAGACCCAUCAGAUUUGGUUGGAACCGGAAGGAUUCGAUAGCGAUUUGAUCUACCCGAAUGGGCUAUCCUGUACUCUUCCGGAGGAAGAGCAAGUCAAGUUGGUUCGCUGCUUGCGAGGAUUGGAGAACGCUGAAGUGGUCAGACCAGGCUACGGAGUGGAAUAUGACUUUAUUGAUCCACGGGAACUGUUUCAAACGUUGGAAACCAAACGGGUGGAGGGGAUGUUUUUCGCAGGACAGAUCAACGGAACGACUGGAUAUGAGGAGGCGGGUGCGCAAGGGAUUCUGGCGGGUGUGAACGCCGCUGCAAAGACUCUGAAAAGGAAUCCGCUGACGAUCAGUCGAACGGAGGGGUAUCUUGGAGUGUUGGUGGAUGAUUUGACGACUUUGGGGACAAACGAACCGUAUCGGAUGUUUACCAGUAGAGCUGAAUUUAGACUGAGUUUGCGACCGGAUAAUGCUGAUUUGAGAUUGACGGAGAAAGGAUAUCGGUUGGGGUUGGUUUCAGAGGAGCGGUACCGAAAGAUGGCGUCGAUGAGAGAGCGGAUACAGAAAGGUGUUGAGCUGUUGAGUGAUAUCAAAAAGGGUAGCAAUACGUGGAAGGAGCUUCUGGGUCUACAGCUAGGGAAGGUAAGCAUCCAUAAGAGUGCGUUCGAAAUGUUGGCCAUUACUGUGGAGGAUAUUACGACGGAGAAUUUGUGUGAUUUGGCACCGGAGGUGCUCGGUUGGAUCAAGGAAGAUCGAAUGCUGUGUGAGAGACUGAAGAUUGAGGCUCUGUACAGUCUCUCGAUUCAAGAGCAAGCAAAGGAAGUCGCUGAAGUUCAAAGGCACGAGCUGCUACAGAUCCCUACUUCAAUUGAUUACCUUUCGAGAACUCUCAAUCUUUCCUAUGAGGAACAGGAAAAGCUCGUCCAUAUUCAACCACAAACCAUUGCCGCAGCUAGUCGAAUCCAGGGAAUCACCCCAUCCACGAUUGUCCGCCUGGUGAGAUACGUUAAACAGCAGGAGAUGGCUGCCCAGUGCUGAUCCAAUCGCUAGAAUAUGGAUUCCAAAGAAAUACGCUUCCCCAGUGUUUAACACGGAGUACCGGACAACUUUUUACUCAAACAAAUCGUUUAUUAAUAGUUUAGUUUUAAAUAUAAAUAAAUAGUUGUUUAUAUACACACAUUUCUUAAUCUCUAAACAAAAAAAACAAGAUCAGAAUAAAUUCCUAACUUCAGUUACAAUAAAGAGCGAUAACAAG